Phasianus colchicus (ring-necked pheasant) is the source of this 8372-nucleotide messenger RNA. It is a transcript of the gene LEO1, whose product is annotated as LEO1 component of Paf1/RNA polymerase II complex. Gene Ontology annotation, molecular function: RNA polymerase II C-terminal domain phosphoserine binding. The record is from RefSeq and is a predicted model, not a curated record. Gene Ontology annotation, biological process: transcription elongation by RNA polymerase II; positive regulation of transcription elongation by RNA polymerase II. Gene Ontology annotation, cellular component: Cdc73/Paf1 complex; nucleus. Lineage: Eukaryota; Metazoa; Chordata; Aves; Galliformes; Phasianidae.
AGAGCUUCCUAGAUGUGAAAAUCUAAGUGCUUACAUAGUAUGGAUAAACUCACAUGUUAAGUGGUUUUGUUUUUGUUUUUUUUCACAGACAGGAGUGAUGUAUAAACAUGGUCAAAGCCUUAAUGUGCUCAGUUGCCUAAAGCUGAACUUCUCGUUUGCCAGGCACCAUAAUAAUUUUGUGUCAAAAAAUAGUCUGUAAUGUUUUCCUUCUUUUCUUGAAGGGCUGCAUGUUCAUUAAAUCUGUUCAUGUGUUGUGAUUCUGUAACUAUUUUAUACUAUCAAACAUGAUUAUGCAGUUAUGUCCUACUUGAAGAUGAAGGAGAAAAAUGAAUGGCUGGAUUAUGGAAAUUAUAGCCAAAAUCUCUUCUUUAUUACAUUAUAGAAUCAAGCGUAGCUGCUUCAUGGUUGAUAUUCCAAUCAAAGGUAGAGGCUUCCAAGUUAUAACUCUUGGGUGUCCUGUCAUAGGCAAUAAUAGAGGACCUCUCCUAACUGGUUAACUGCUAAGAAUUUGUUUGUUGGCCCUUUCAGGGUAAGUAUCUGACAGUGGGCAUAGAAAACUUCCCUUCGUCUGCUGAAAGGCAUUUGGUGUGGACCAUGGAACAGUUAUGACAGUUACAACACUUUUAUCUACAGUAUAUAAUCAUUCUGGAAUAAAUUAAAGAAUUCAGUCUGUAGCCAGGAAUCAUAAACAGUCUUUAGCGAAGUUGAAUGUUGGGAUUUAAUGGUUUCAAGUGUAGCAUAUGACUUUGAGUAUAAAAGUGGUAUUAUUUUGAUAACUAGCUACCAUAAAUGCAAGGUCUUUUUCCAAAAGAGGUGGUACUCUUCUUUCACAUUCUUUUCCAUAUUUAAUGCAGAAGCCAAAUAACCACACACUGUUGAUUCCAUUGGCUCCAAUCUAAGCAUGGAAAUGUAGACUAUAUUCCAAAACAAUUAUCUAUAUACUGUUGUAUUUUAAAGAAAUAGCCUCAUUCUCUCUACAGCUUGUAGGCUAUAAAUGAGCGUGUAUUCAAUUUAAAUUUCCAUUGAGGAAAUGUGAAUUGAGUGUUUUAGCUUAUCAGCACUAUAUGCUGUCAGACUGUAAAGCAGUAAAAUUUUUGAAUGAUUAAACUAUUGUAUCAUUUUGUUUGUUUUUUAAAUAGUACAUAGUAGUACACUACUAAGCUGUCUGUGGAUCUCUGCCUGUUCUCUACAUGAGCUCUGCUAUAUGGCUCACAUACUUAUAGCUGGCCUUGCUUGACAGAAGAUGCCAGAGAAGCUCAGCAUCUCUGCAGCUUCUUCAUCUUCACUGCCAGUCAGGCUUCCGUGCUGCUUGUAUCCCUGAACCUCCAGGUGGGAGAUGGGGGAGUGAAAUCACACCCCCUCUGACUGGAAAAAGGGAAACAUCCUUUUACAAAAGAAGGACCUGGGGAACUACAGGCUGUUGAGCCUCGUGUCUGUUCCUGGGAAGAUCAUGGAGCAGAUCUGCCUGAAAGAGAUACUAAGGCAUGCACAGGGCUAUCUGAGAGCGUGGCUAUAGCAAGGGCAGACUGUGCCUGACCAAUCUGCCAGACUUCUAUGAAGGAGUGACAGCGUUGGUCAACAUAGGAAAGGUGACUGCUGUCAUCUACGUGGACUUGUGCAAGGCCUUUGACACGGUCCUGCACCGUGCCUUUAUUUCUAGAUUGGAGAAACAUGGAUUUGAAAGCUGGACUAGUUGGAUAAAGAAUUGGUUGGAUAGUUGCUGGCAGAGGGUUGGUCAGAGCUCUGUGUGCAGGUGGAAGCUGGUGAGGAAUGGUGCCUCUCAGGCGUCUGUCCUGGGACCAGUACUCUUCAACAUCUCCAUCAGUGACACAGAUGAUGGGAUUGACUGCACCCUCAGCAAAUCUGCAGAUGGCGCCACACCGAGCGGUGCAGUUGAUGUGACCGGAGGCGGCCAGGCAGCUGACAGAGGGAGCUGGGCGCAUCCCAUACAGACGUGGUGGUGCUGCUGAACGUGCGAACGCUGCUGUGCUGAUUUACUUCUGUAUUCCCAGCUAACUCUGCUGCUCAGGCCUUAGAUCAAACAUUUCAUACAAGUGUGGUACGAAAACUAUUAAAAUGCACUUCUUUGGGGGGAGAGGCGGCGCGGUGUGGAGGUUCAGCUCUCCCUUAGCUGGGAGCUCCCGCCUCACAAGAUGGCAGCGCGCCGCGCACUGGGCGCGCACACCUCGCACCGCGCUGCAGCUGAGGGCGCUGUGGAGGCGGAAGAGGGCGGCGGGAGCUCAGAGGGAGCCCUCCCUCCUCCUCCUCCUUCUCCUCCUCCUCCCCCUCCCGGAUGCAGCCCCCGGCGCUCCGUAUCGCGUCACCGCGCGGCGCCGGCGCGUGCAGCCGCCAUGGCCGACAUGGAGGAGCUGUUCGGCAGCGACGCCGACUCGGAGGCCGAGCAGAAAGACACCGAUUCCGGCUCAGACUCCGACUCCGACCAGGAGAACGUGGGCUCCGGCAGCAACGCCUCGGGCAGCGACAGCGAGCAGGAUGACGAGCGGGAGGCAGCAAAGCCCAGCAACAAGGAGCUGUUUGGAGACGACAGUGAGGACGAAGGAGCCUCCCAUCACACAGGCAGUGACAACCACUCCGAGAGGUCGUACAAUCGCUCCGAAGCUUCGGGGCACUCUGAGCACGAAGACAACGAUCAGUCGGACGUGGACCAGCACAGCGCUUCAGAAGCCGCUCAUGAUGACGAGGAGGAUGAGAGGGGACACGGGUCUGAUGAGGGCAGUCACCAUUCUGAGGGAGACGGUUCAGAAAAAGCCCAUUCGGAGGAUGAGAAGUGGGGCAAGGAGGACAAAAGCGAUCAGUCAGACGAUGAGGAGCGACAGCAGAACUCCGAUGAUGAGGAGAGACAGCAGAACUCGGACGAUGAGGAGAAAGCUCAGAACUCUGAUGAAGAUGAGAGGCCUCAAAUGUCUGAUGAUGAGGAGAGGCUCCAGAACUCGGACGAGGAGAAGAUGCAGAACUCUGAUGACGAGGAGAGGCCGCAGGUGUCAGACGAGGAGAAGAUGCAAAACUCAGACGAUGAUGAAAGAGCCCAGCACUCCGAUGAGGAGAAGAUGCAGAACUCUGACGAUGACGAAAGGGCCCAGCACUCUGAUGAGGAGGAGCAGGAGCAUAAAUCUGGAGAGUCUGCAAGAGGCAGCGAUAGUGAAGAUGAAGUCUUGCGAAUGAAGCGAAAGAAACCAAUUGCAUCAGAUUCAGAGGUGGACAGUGAUACAGAAGGCCAGAAAGAACACGCAGACGUCAUGGACCUGUUUGGAGGAGCAGAUGACAUUUCUUCAGGGAGCGAUGGGGAAGACAAGCCACCAACUCCAGGACAGCCCAUUGAUGAGAAUGGGCUGAGCCAAGAACAGCAGGAGGAAGAGCCUAUUCCAGAGACAAGAAUAGAGGUAGAAAUACCAAAAGUAAACACAGACUUGGGUAACGAUUUGUAUUUUGUGAAGCUGCCCAACUUUCUCAGUGUGGAACCCAGACCAUUUGAUCCCCAGUAUUAUGAGGAUGAGUUUGAAGAUGAGGAGAUGCUUGAUGAAGAAGGGAGAACGAGAUUAAAACUCAAGGUAGAAAACACAAUACGGUGGCGGAUGCGGCGAGAUGAGGAAGGGAAUGAGAUCAGAGAAAGCAAUGCCCGGAUAGUCAAGUGGUCGGAUGGAAGCAUGUCUCUCCACUUGGGAAAUGAGGUCUUUGAUGUGUACAAGGCACCGCUGCAGGGAGAUCACAACCAUCUGUUUAUCAGACAAGGGACCGGUCUGCAAGGACAGGCUGUUUUCAAGACAAAGUUAACCUUCAGGCCACACUCUACAGACAGUGCCACCCACAGGAAGAUGACUCUGUCUCUGGCAGAUAGGUGUUCAAAGACCCAGAAAAUUCGUAUUUUGCCAAUGGCAGGUCGUGAUCCGGAGUCUCAGCGCACAGAAAUGAUUAAGAAAGAAGAGGAGAGAUUAAGAGCUUCCAUUCGCAGAGAAUCUCAGCAGCGAAGAAUGAGGGAGAAGCAGCAUCAGCGUGGUCUGAGUGCAAAUUAUUUAGAACCAGAUCGCUAUGAAGAAGAGGAUGAGGGAGAUGAUGCAAUCAGUCUAGCAGCUAUCAAAAACAGAUACAAAGGUGGCAUCAGAGAGGAACGAGCUAGAAUCUACUCUUCAGACAGUGAUGAAGGCUCAGAUGAAGAUAAAACACAAAGACUACUCAAGGCAAAGAAACUUACUAGUGAUGAGGAAGGGGAGCCUUCUGGAAAGAGAAAAGCAGAGGAUGAUGACAAAGCAAGUAAGAAGCAUAAGAAGUAUGUCAUCAGUGAUGAAGAGGAAGAUGAUGAUGAUUAACAUUGAGGGAGCACUAAAGUUGCUUUUUAUAUAUACAUAUUUAUAUAUAAAUUGUACAGUUCUCUUACAGCAAAGAUGUAAGUAGCCAUAAUGGGGUUAUUUUGAUAAAGGAAAAUUCCAUUGAAAUUUGUGUUUCUGGUGUGAAUAAAAGUUGGUUUCUUUCUUUUUUACUUUCUGAUAUUUUUACAUCUUAUCUUACUGCAGCAGCUGCUGCAAUGGGGAUCAUCACAGUACCAGUUUUUAAAUCUUGUACAGUACAUUUCAGUUUUGAAAACUAUAGUACAAACUGGUUGUACGACUGAAUAAAAGGGAAUAAAUUAGUGGUCUUACUGAGUUUAUUAGAAGAAGCCAUAAUCUUCAUAUAGAAUGCUUAAAUUGUAAGUUUUCCCAGACAAGUUAUGGAGGUGAAGGUUACCAUUUGUACAGAAGAUUUGGAAUGACAUACGAGUGGUACAGUACCAUACUGUUUUUUCCUCGCUUUCCUUAUUCACUGCUGGCUGUGGACAUACUACAUACAUUACUAUGCUGUUAUAUUUUGAUUUUUUUGACUGAAUGUAUUUCUUAUCAUGUCUACUCUGAGUAAACUGUGAAGUUUCUGUAGUUAGAAUAGUAAACCGACCACAUAAGAUGUUUAUUUUUUCAUAAAUUGAACAAAAAUCCAUGUCUUACCUGAAUGUUAGCAUUAAUAACAAUCACAUCACGAUGUAAAUGUCAGAAUAGAAGCACUUGUUUAUACAAAGCUAAUGACUUUCUCCAAGUUCAUGAAAGACUUCUUUAACAACUGCAGUGAGCCACACUGUGAAUACAUAUCCUAGUAAUACCGUUUUGUAAUCUCAUACAAGCCUUCUGAUGCAUUUUCCUAUUGUUCCUUGUUGGCUGAAAAGAUGGUGAAGGAGAAUAUUGUGGACAGAAUCAUUGCUGCUUUUAUGCUAUUUUUAAACACCUUAUUUGAUUAUGCAAAUAAGAUUGCAAAAUGAGAGGCUACAAGAAAUGUCUCAUCUUUUCCACUCUUUAAGAUUAUGUUUCCCACGUGUAGUUUCCCUUGUUGGUGAGAUAGCAUUUCCAUGUUAUCUAUGUUGUUUUCUAACUGGCUUUUGACAGUCUAGAAGGCUUGCAACUUCAUAGAGACAGCAGGAAGAAAGCAGAAAGCAUAGCUUAAUGCCUUUUUAAAUGCAUUGAGUGGUGCUAUGGAAAGUUUGCUGUGUGGAUUUAUGUUUCGUAAGAUAAAGUAGCUAACAGUUAUGUAAGAAUAAAUGUUACUCAUCUCUCUCCUGCCCAGAUGAAUUAUGCUUUUCUAUAAAAACUUGAGUUACAGCUUUUAACCUGGCUGUCUUUCCUUUGAGAUGUAUAAUUAGGCAAACAGUUUACUGAAGUACUCUACCUCCAUUUUUCCUGCCUGGAAGGUGUGGGAAGCAUUCUAGCUGCAGAGCACAGAGCUCUGCACGCGUUAAUAUAUUCUGCUCAGCAGCUGACUGCGGUGGUGUAGACACUUGCAAAUAUGAAAACAAAGUGAAAAAUGUCUACCCUGAAGUCUGAGUGCCUGAGAAACUGUUCUUGUUUUUGUUUUGUAAUUGUUUCUAAGAGUUUCUGCCUCUCUGCUCUGUGCAGAUAAAGCCUUUCUCCAUCUGCUCGAAUUUUGACCCUGUAAUCCUCUUAGGUUAGACCUCUGCUGGGAGUCUGGCUUCUCACGUGUGGUUACCUGCAUUUCUGUUGUAACCUGCUCAGGAAGAAGCCAGUUGUAGAAAAAGGGAGUUGUUUCUUAUGCUAUGUGGAUGCUCGACUUUCAUGUCAAAGUCUCCCAGAUACCUCCUGAGCAGCAAUGCAAAGUGUAUGGAAAUGCACCACCAUUUCACUGCUGAUGUAUUUGCUUAAUGUCAGUUUAAUUAAAGCAUUGGUUAUUUUUACUAUAUUCCGAAGAGUGAAAAUGUUUUAAUCACUCUUACAGGUUUGAUGCUGACUAAGCCUUUACUUAGUAAGUGGGCUAUUUUAGCUUCCAAAAAUGAGGCUUUUGUGGAUUUAAAAGAUUAAAAGAAGUGUUUUUUUUCUACUGUCUUCUUUUGUCAGUUGCUCUUUUAAAGUCUUAUUAGAACAUGGAAUUUUAGAAUGUGUUUUCUCAGCCUAAAUUGGUUUAACAAUCACCUUUUAAUUGAAGUCACUUGAGCAAACUUUGUCUUAUCCACAGUAUUUGUUGCUUGGGAGUGUGAUGUACAGCUUUGUUUCACUCAUAGACAUAGUUUUUUUGUUCUCCCUUUUCCCAGCCUCCAAGUGUGUGAAAUUACACGUUGUAUUUGUUUUUUCUUACCCAAAUCAGAAAUCUGGAGCUGAAACUAAAAUGUGUAAGACGAACAAGUAGAUGAACUGUAUUUACUUUUGUACAAACUGUCCAGAGUAAUUCUUCCAGAAAGGUUAUGAUUUGAACAAUUUCCAAAAAUAAAAAUCUGUUUGAAGAGCUGAUAAUGAGCUGAGUGUUAGAUUUUCUGGCUAGUGGUAGAGUGUAGGAUAAGUUGUCUUGAAACCAUCGCUGAAAGGUGUUCCUAGCUAUAUGGUUUUGUUGUUUCAGGUCUAUUGUUCAACUGUGUACUUGCCAAUUGCUGAACUGGAGUUUUCUUUUUAGCACUGAGUAGCAUUUUCUUCCAUCCUAGCAAGUUGACACAGUUUUCAUGCUACAGCAAGCCUGAUGGAUCGUGGGCUGCCCUCAGAAGGGUGCAGCUGCCCAUGCAGUCCUCCUCUCUUCCUAGCAGCAGGUUUGGCAAUACCUGAAUGAAUUUGCUAAACACCCAGGAAACUGAUUUUCUGCUGUGCUGGAGUUUUGUGCCGGAUAGGCCAACAGCUACCAUGUGAACAUGGCAGCCAGCCCAGUAAGUUGGUGUGGUCAUGAGGACAUCAGGGGGCACGGUGGGAGGAUGCUCUCUUCAGCAGAGGUAUGAUCAUUUACUUGACUGUUUUUUGAAAAACAGCUUGACCUGGUAGAAGAUAGUUGAUAGUUUUCUACUGGUGUAGCUGCCUCAGCUGGCACAUUGGUGUGUCGGUUGUGACUGGAGGUGGUGCAAGAAGUAGAACAGGACAGUUCUGUGUGUGGCAGCAAGUUUUAACUUGGCUCAGAUGUGGAGCUGCAGCCACAGGAAUGUGUUAAAUAUGAGAUGGUGACUUUCCAAUGAAGUCAUAGGUAUUUAUUUCUCAGCCAGUGGGCAUAGGAGCCCGUGGUGUCAGCCCAUUCUAGUGGAGUGCUUUUCUCUAACAGCUUUAUGCUGCUGGUCAAGCUGAGUGUUAUUGUGCUGAAUGCAUAGAGAUUGAUACAUGGAAAGAAGGAGAAGGUUUUGUUUCUGAUAAAUGUUCUUUUAAUAUUAGUUAUGAGAAGUUCUACAUAUUAGAUUUGUGAAAUUUAGCUAUGCUGUUGUAACACUGAGACACUUGCCUGUGGCUUGACUUGGAAGUGCUUGUGGAGAGCAAUGUGACUAACACCUCGUGUUGCCUAGUGAUGCCCUUUCACUUGAGCUGGGGGUUUUUUAGUGCUUGUCUGGACAUGAAAGACUUACAGAAAAGCUGAAACAAUUGUUGACUGCUAGCUUGUCUCUUUAAUUGCUUUAAAACUCUUGGGCAUUCUGAUGAAUUAUAUAAGCUUAAGUAGUUGAGAAAAUGACAUAAAAUUAAGUAAAUCCCUGCUGAAAUCAUUCUCAGACAGAAUUGGACAAAAAAAAAAAAAAUCCUUUCACAAGACUUUUUUAACUUUUUUUUUUCUAAAGGAGUUUUUAUGGUUUCAAAACUGUAAUGGACUGAUACUUGGGGGGGGGGGGGAAGUUAUUCAAGUGGAAACUUAACUAGAAAGUUUUUAUUUGUUGCUUUGUUUUCUCCAUUAUUUUGUGAAGAAAUGAGAGACUGUAGAACCAGUUUACGAACUAAAGUGACCUCAUGUCUUUUGAGUUAUUAUGAAAUUUUCUGGGAAAGAAUGGCAUUCCUGCAGUUAUUGAUAGCCAUGGAGUCAUAUAUACACUGUAUUCUUCAUAUAUUGUAAAUGAAACAUAAAUAAAAUCCUAAAAAACAGUGAAA